Messenger RNA from Sipha flava (yellow sugarcane aphid), 7066 nucleotides. RefSeq lists its product as uncharacterized. Gene Ontology annotation, molecular function: chromatin binding. The transcript has 9 exons. NCBI's taxonomy places the organism in Eukaryota, Metazoa, Arthropoda, Insecta, Hemiptera, Aphididae. The coding region runs from base 642 to 5783 and encodes 1713 amino acids. The record is from RefSeq and is a predicted model, not a curated record.
ACCAGCGUAGCAGUGCAUUGUUCGCGUCCGUCGGCCGUGGUUUCGCGUCACCCGGUGUGCCGCGUGCGCUCGACUCUGAUCAUGUCAGAAUCAUAAUAUUUUUUUUACAAUUCAAACAGUUUUUGGAAAAAUAAAAUAAAAAUACAUUCCGUACAAUUAUUACCUGACGUAACCGUCGGAUGGGGAAAAAACGACGACCAUCAUGGUAUGAAAUAAAUAUGAAUAUUAUUUGGUCGUGUCGUCCGUCGCGCGCGCGCUAGCCCGUGUGUGCGUGUGUGUAUAAUAUAAUAUCGUGUUUGUGCGCGCGCGCCGCCCGCGUAUGUAGUGUGUAACUGUAGUGUGUUACUGCGGAGUGCAGUAAGUUGUGCGCGGUGUAGGCCGUGAUCGCCGAAUCGUCGGAACUGUUUCCUUGGCGUUUGUUAGAUAUUUGUUCGUUUUCGAGUGCGUCGCGCGAAUAGUGCGAUCAGGGCGCCGGCCGCCCCGCCGCCGGUGGCCAAUCAAUGCGUGCCGCCGCCACCGCCGCCGCCGCCGUCGUCGUCAUCGUCGUCGCUGCCGCCGCCUGUCGUCGGCUGCAACGCGAGAUUUGAAAAGUAAAAUGUAAUUGUUUAAUACAUCUGUAUUAAAACAAAAAAACAUUGGAAAUGUCGUCUAGAAAAGGUGCAGAUACCGGGAUUACCGCUGGUGAGGGUCAAAAUCAAAAACUGAGUUCAGUAACUGCUAAAACAAAACUAAAAAGAAUAUCUAACGCUAGUGACUCACCACCAGGACCAAUCCAUUCGACAAAAAAAACUAAUAAAAAAUCUUCUCUACCCCAAAAAAAUUUAAAAUUAGAUCAAAAAAAUGUGAAAUCAAUGAAGUCAAAUAAAAAAAAUGAAAAAGAAAGUGAAGAUUCAGAUGAGAAAAAAGAUUUGGCAAAAAAAUCAGCUAAGCAAAAGUUAAAAGAAAAAUUUGUUACAAAAACUGUGAAAAAACCAAUUAAGGAAGUUAAAAAAGGGAAAAAUUCUGCUUCUGGAAAUAAUGAAAAAGUUGAAAAAAUCCCAAAAACUAAAAAACCCAUUAAAAAGGUUGAAGAUAAAGAAGAAAAGAAACCCAAAGAAAAAGUUCUGAAAGAGAAGAAGGUUAAAGAAGUUAAAGAAGUUAAAGAAGUUAAAGAACUAAAAAAGAAACCGGAAAAAAAAUCUAUUUUGAAACCAGUAAAAAAAAAUAUAGAAGAUGUUGAGUCUUUAAAAUCUCGUGUUGAUUUAAAGGCAGAAAAAAAAGAAAAAUUAAAAAAAGUUAAAACGGUUCCUAAAAGUAAGGUAAAAUUGAAUUCAGCCAAAAAAAUUGAUGAUAAUCCUCAAAUAGAAUGUAUGGAUAUCGUAAAAGAUGAAAAUCCUGAUGAUGUUGCUCUUUUGCAAGUUUUUCAAUUAAAGAAUGGUCCAGUUUGUGAUUUCGAUGGAAGCGUGUGUAAUACCAUAACAAUUAGACAAGAUAAUACUUGUAUAAAAAUUAAAGAAAUAUCGGUUAGCCAAUUACCAUAUCCAUUAAAAACAGAAGAAAAUGAGAAAAUAGAUGUGACAUCCACACCUGUAAAAAAAGAAUCAAAACAAAAUACUGAAAAUCAGAAUACCGAAAAACCAAGUGUCGAUAAACUGAAAUCUGAAAAGCAAAAAAACGAAAAAUUAAAAAGUGAGAAACAAAAAUUGCAAAAGCAAAAAGAGAAACAAAAAGUCGAAAAAAAGAAAGCCGAAAAAGUAAUAAAAAAAUUAACCAAAGUCGAAAAACAAAAACUCUUAGAAGUAGAUAAAACCAGAUCAAAAGGUAAAACAAAAAUUACACCAAAGACUAAAGCCAAAGGCAGACCUGUGUCAAAAAGGCCUAGAGUUGCAUCUCUAAAUGCAAUUGCCAAAGUUCAUUGUUUGUAUGAAAAUGAGAGUAAAAGCGCAUUGAUCGACGCUAUGGCUGCUUCUGCAACUACAACUACAACAGCACUUCCAACAAAAGCUAAGAACGACUCAGAUGUUGAAAUACCAGCUAGAAAAGGAAAGAGAACGUCUAAAAGAACAACUCCUGGUUUAAAAAGUGUGGGAAGGCAUUGGGACAUGCAUGAUACCAGUUCUACUAAUAGUUCUUCAUCAGGUGUAGACGAUGCCAAAUACGAACCUCCAAAGUCGGCUAAACGUACGAAAAAGCAACCAGUGAUUACUCAGCCUGCAAGUACAGAUGAAGAAGAAGAAGGAGAAGAGGAACCUGAAAGUUCUCCUAAGGAAGUUACUUCACCAACGGGUGGAUCUAAACGAAAGAGACGCAAUGCAGAUAAUGUAACUAUGGACCUUAAAGAUAUGGUGGUGAAAAAACGUAUGGCUAGUCUAAACGCAUCAGCUAUAUUAGCAGCCAGUUAUUCGACUGAAAAAAAAUCACCGCCUAAAGGACAGGACAGUUCGAAGAAAUCGACCACAAGUUCUGAAGUAUCUUCAGAACGAUCAGAACCAGAAGAUGAUGCGGAAGAUGAAGAUUCGGAUGGACAUAGAGAAUCCACGAUUCGUUCAACGACACUUCAUCCAACGCCUUUGCCACCUAUAGUUCCCCCACCAUCAUCUCAACUUGCUGUCAUCGUAAAUCAAGACACAGACGUCACUAUCACCACCGGCGUGUAUGUCAAUAGCACUACACGGUCUACGAGACACGAGGAGUUUUGUACUAUAUCUGGGCUCCAGUACCGAAUAUCUAGUACAAGUCAUACUCAAACCGAAGCCACAGCCGUGGCUACCGAAACGUUACUCCAUGCUGAUCACACGGUUUCAUCGCAACAGCCUGUAUCGUCGUCGGUGUCGGUGGUGCCGUCUUCGCAGCAACCAGCGGCUCCGCGUCCGUCGUACGCGCCGCUGACCGCCUUGUCCAGCAUGCAACCGCCCGGUUCGUCCGGCCCGGAUCAUCAUCCGUCGCAUCAACCGCAGCCACCGCCACCGCACCACCGGCGCCAUCACCACCAUCACCAUCACGGUGCGCCGUAUAACAGCGCGUUUUCCGCACCGCCGCCGCCCACGCAGGCCAACGGCGGCGCCCCGUCCGACGUUUCCGACAGCGGCAAACAUGAACAACAACCGACGUCGCUGCCGCCACCGCCGCCACCGCCUUACGCCCACGGCUAUUACCAACCGGCCGGGCCUCUAAUCUCCAGUCAUCACCUGCUACCGCAUCACGUGCACUUGCAUCAUCCGUCGCACGUGAAGUCGUCGCUGGCCCCACCGUCGGUGCCCACACCGCCGUCGUCGGCUGGCACGGCCGCACCACCGCCGACCGAGUCGUCCGACACCGAAGUGGUGCCGAUCAGGUCCACGUCCGUGCCGACGCCACCCGGAUACCGUUAUCCGCCGCAGGGCCAGUACCACCCACCGCCGAUCCCGUCGUACUACCCGUCACCUCCGGCUUCGGCUAGCCUCCAGUACCCACCGCCGCCGCCGCCGCAGGUGCCUACCCACUAUUUGCCGGAGCCCCCGAACCCGUGCUCCUAUCCCGGUGGGCCGCACCAUCAACCCGGCUACUUCCACCACAGCCGCAGCUCGCCGUACCACCACAUACCGUUUCACCACAGACGGCCGCCGGUCGCACCACCAUACGCACCGGCCGGUGGACCACCCACGUAUUACCACGAGUACUACGGUCCACCGCCCGGGCCACCGCCUGCGCAGCCACCUGAGUCUACCGGCGUACACCAGCAACAGAUGUUGGUGGCCACCAGGCCCGGUGACCGACCGGACCAUCAUCAGCCCCCGCCACCGCCGCAACAACAGCAGCAGCAGCAGCAGCAGCUACCUCCACCACCGGACGCGUACCCUGCGCCGCAGCCGCUCUACUACUCGCCGUAUGGUGCGCCCCCGGGACCGUCGUGCUAUUCGCCCGCUCCCCCUCGGACCUACAUAGACCCAACAUACCACUCGUGUCCGUGCCCAAUGCAAACGUGUCCCAAUCCAAAAAACGUCCAUACUGGCCCGCUUACUGGUGCAGUCAGUAAGGGGCCAAAACAUCAUUCGACAGUAGUUACUCUUCCGCCAGUUGCACUGGCCCUACCGCAAGAACCUCCACGGGCUCACGGCCCACCCAGCCCGGCCAGGGGCAGCGCUGGAGUUCCCGGACCACCGCGGUCCGCGUCCUCCGGCAGCCCGUCCAAACAAGUUCCUUGGUGCAUGAGCCCGCUGAGCCCAGCCAGAGCAUCCGUCCAACAUCUGGCGCCUCAGUCGCCCGCCAUGUUGGCAGCCAAAAAUCCCACCUCCGAGUGGAACACAACCGAGGAGAAAUGCGACACCACCGGCUUGUUGGCCAUCGGCAAAGUCCUCAGUCAAUCCGUUUUGGGCCUGGAUCAUCACCAGCCGAUCGAUCAUCACGACAUCGUACCGAAAAUCGAGCCUAUCGAUGAUGAACCGUCGCAAUCUUAUUACACUCUUAAGGUUGACGUGGCCAGCGAAGACGGCGAUUCCACGUCGGCCGCCGGUGAUGACGACGACAACGGUGACGACGAACAUCAGACCAUCGAUUUGUCGACCAAGCCGCGGGAAUGCUCGGAAGAAUUAACUACUGUGUACUGCACAACCUCCGUCAACAACAAUAAUAGUUUUAAUCAUAACAACAACAAUCAUGGUGACGGUGAUAAAAUAAUAAAAGGAUCAGCGAAAAGGAAGAAACUUAAUCCCAUGCAAAUAGUCUUAGCAAAAAAAUCUAAAAUCCGAGAAGGGAUUGAAGAUGAUGACGUUGGUAACGGCAACGACGCCGCCGCCGUUGCUCUCGACGACGGUACAGAAAUCAAUGAAGAGUCAGCGGCGGCGGCAGCGACAAUAAUAACAACAACAACAACAACUACAACAACAACAAUUGCAACUGCAACAACUGCAAGUACGACGACGAUUGAAGACGAACCGGUUACGGUUAAGCGAAAGAACAGUAUCAAAUCGACGGAUGUCAAGUCCGAACAAGAGAUACUGGACGAGUGUAUGACUGAAGAAAUAUUACGAUCCGUGUUGACGGAUGAGAGCGACGGUGAUGACAUGAUCACUGAAGCUUUCGUUAAAAAAAAAGGCGUUCCGAAGAAAACGAAAAAAGGUAAAAAAGACCGGAAGAACGGUGGGAACAAAAAAGAAAUGACCGAUGCGAUGAAGCGUGAGCUGGAGCAGCGUAUGCGUGAAGAAUUUGCGCAGCUGUCACGGCUCAAGAAUCUAGACCUUGCGCCCAAGUGGUCCAACGGUUGGAUAUGGCAAGGCAAACCUUUCAAACGAUCUGUUUACUUAGAGAAUGACACGCCGGUGUUGAGAAAGUGUUACCCGUGUAUGCGUCACAUGCAAGGUGACACGAUAUACGCGAGGGACUGCGUAUUGCUGAAGUCGGGCUCUCGUAAAAACGACUUACCGUUUAUCGCCAAAAUCGCCUACUUGUGGGAAGACCCCGUUAAUGGAGAAAUGAUGAUGUCGCUGCUGUGGUACUACAGACCGGAGCACACGAAACAGGGACGGCAGAAGGAUGACAUGCCCGACGAACUGUUCGCGUCCAAACACAGGGACGUCAACAGCGUGGCCUGCAUUGACGACCGGUGUUACGUGCUGACGUUCAACGAGUACUGCAGGCACCGGAAGCAAUUGAAGUCGGUACAAGAGAACUUGGUGUUGUGCAAAGCGGUAGUGCCGCCGUUGCAGGAAACCAACCCCAGGGCCAGACAGCUGCCCGCUGAAGGCGCACCGUCGGAUCUGAUAUUCUUCUGCCGCCGCGUGUACGACUGCCGGCAGAAGCGGUUGCUGAAGAAGCCGCAGCUCUGACCAAAACGCAGUCGUCGCCGCCGCCUUCGUGUACUCGACCACGGUCAACAUUACGUCGCCGCCGCCUGCGUCGUUGUUUCUUCGCACUGCUUCAGCAGCUGUCGCCAGCGGUCAGAUAACGACGAUACGUCCGGUCGUCGUCGUGUUUAUAUUAUUUAUUAUUAUUAUUAUUAUUAUUAUUAUUAUUAUUAUCAUAACGAUUAUUUCGAUUAUUACUACGUUCGUUUACGAUUCGUUCUUUUUUAAAAUUAUUAUUAUUAUUAUUAUUAUUAUUAUUAUUAUUAUUAAUAUUAUUAUUACUAUUGUUAUCGAAUGCAAGCGCGCGCGCGCACGCGCUCCCAAAACGAUAAUAGGCAAAACAAUUUUUUUUUGUUAAUGGGGCUCAAAAACCCUGUGGACGGGAUUCGCCCUUCUGGGACAAAAUUAAUAUAGAUAUUUUAUUCGCGCGCACCCACUGUGAUUGGAGAGAUAUUUUUUAUUUUGAAAAACAAAUUUUUGACUGGUUAAUAAUCGAAACUUUGAAAUAAAUGUAUUACACGUAUAGAAUAUAAUAUACUCUAUUACGGUAUUAUAGGUUCAUAGUACUACGCAAUUUACAAAUAAUAUCCCGUGUACCUAAAUAUACCUACCCGUUGUUCAUGAAAACAUAAAUAUAUGUUUAUAAGUUUUAGAUAAAAUUUGCAUCGACAGAAAUUUUAUUGUUUUUGUACUAUAAUUUGUACCUAUACUUUUUAAGUACAAGAGACAUGGAAAAUCAAAACAAAAAAUUUGUUCCAUAUCUUAUGUUUUUCAGCACCUAUAUGUAACUAUAUAUAUAUAUAUAUUGUUGUCAUUACUUUACUCUACCUCUUCUUUUAUUCUCCUCAUGUUUUAUUAUUAUUUUUUAUGAAUAUUAGUUGAUUUUAUUUUAUUAUUAUAUUUGAUUAUAAUUUACUGACAGGCAUUUUGUUUGCUUGUACUUUUCGCUGCACAAUCAGGAAAUGAAAUCUGUAUCCUUUCACCAACAUUAAAUUAUUUGGCCCCUAGAUAAUCUGAUUUCUCUUGUUCAAUGAUUUUAUUCUCCAAAUCACAUGCACAUCUAGUCAUUUGAACAGAAUACAGUCUUAUGACUUCCGGUGAGUCUAUUCCAUUCAUUGUUUCCAUCCACUAAUCUAUAUUUUUUAAUUAUAACUAGUAUUUUAUUUUAACGUCAUCUACAUUUUUCUUUUUUAUAUACAAUAACACAUAUUAAAGUAUUGAUUCUAAUUACAACAUUAUAAAUGACCCGUUCGACCGUAUAUAAA